CGAAAUAUUUUUCACUCCAUAUAUUCUUCAACACAGCAUCAAAUUUGUUAAAAUUUUUAAUUGAAAAUGCCUUCCGAUGCCAAGAAACGCGAUGCGCAGCGCAAAAAGGACGCGCGUAACAAGAAAAUCCAGCAAGUCUCAUCGUCCAAGAAGCCAACACAAAACGGCACCAAUGGCACACCCGAGCGUGAAUUGACGGAGGAGGAAAAGCUGUGCGCCAAGUUAGAGGAAGAGGCACGUAUUAGCGCCGAAGCACGCUCUUGUACCGGCUCACUAGCCGUACAUCCUCGUUCACGUGAUGUGAAAAUUGCCAAUUUUUCAAUCACAUUCUUCGGCUCCGAGCUGUUGCAAGACACAAUGCUCGAGUUGAAUUGCGGGCGUCGUUAUGGUGUCAUUGGCUUGAACGGCUGUGGCAAGUCAUCAUUGUUGGCAGUGUUAGGUAAACGUGAAGUGCCAAUACCCGACCACAUUGAUAUUUUCCAUUUGACGCGCGAAAUACCGGCGUCUACUAAAACUGCGCUUAAGUGCGUCAUGGAAGUCGAUGAGGAGCGUAUAAAAUUGGAAAAAUUAGCCGAAGAGUUGGCAAUGAGUGAAGAGGAUGAUGCCCAGGAGCAAUUGAUUGAUAUCUACGAGCGACUGGACGACAUGUCAGCCGAUCAGGCUGAGGCAAAGGCUGCACGCAUUCUGCAUGGUCUCGGUUUCGACAAAGACAUGCAACAGAAACAGGCCCAGGACUUUUCUGGUGGUUGGCGCAUGCGUAUCGCGCUUGCCCGUGCACUUUUCGUCAAACCGCAUCUUUUACUUUUGGACGAACCGACUAAUCACUUGGAUUUGGAUGCCUGUGUGUGGCUCGAGGAAGAGUUGAGGGAGUACAAGCGCAUUCUUGUGCUCAUCUCUCAUUCACAAGAUUUUCUCAAUGGUGUCUGCACAAACAUCAUACACAUGACCCAGAAGCGCCUCAAAUACUACACUGGUAAUUAUGAAGCAUUCGUACGCACACGCAUGGAACUGUUGGAGAAUCAGAUGAAGCAAUACAAUUGGGAACAGGAUCAAAUCUCGCAUAUGAAAAACUACAUAGCGCGAUUCGGUCACGGUUCGGCUAAGUUGGCGCGUCAGGCACAAUCUAAAGAAAAGACGCUUGCCAAAAUGGUUGCACAAGGUCUAACCGAAAAGGUGACCGAUGAUAAAGUGUUGAAUUUUUAUUUCCCGUCUUGCGGCACCGUGCCGCCACCGGUUAUUAUGGUGCAGAAUGUCAGUUUCCGCUACAACGAAAAUACUCCAUGGAUCUACAAAAAUCUAGAAUUCGGUAUUGAUUUAGACACACGAUUGGCUUUGGUCGGACCCAAUGGCGCGGGCAAAUCCACACUGCUUAAACUAUUGUACGGCGAUUUGGUGCCCACCUCGGGUAUGAUUCGCAAAAAUUCGCAUUUGCGCAUUGCCCGCUAUCAUCAGCAUUUGCAUGAAUUGCUCGAUUUGGAUGUUAGCCCUUUGGAGUAUAUGAUGCGCGAAUUCCCCGCUGUCAAGGAGAGAGAAGAGAUGCGUAAGAUCAUUGGUCGAUAUGGUUUGACUGGCCGCCAGCAAGUAUGCCCGAUAAGACAACUGUCCGAUGGUCAACGUUGCCGUGUAGUGUUUGCCUGGUUGGCUUGGCAAGUGCCGCAUCUUCUAUUACUUGAUGAACCUACCAAUCACUUGGAUAUGGAAACCAUCGACGCGUUGGCUGAUGCCAUUAAUGAUUUUGAUGGCGGUAUGGUAUUGGUUAGUCACGAUUUCCGACUGAUCAAUCAGGUUGCCGAGGAAAUUUGGGUCUGCGAAAAUGAAACUGUUACGAAAUGGAAGGGCAACAUUUUGGACUACAAGGAUCAUUUGAAAAAUAAAAUUACCAAUGAAAAUGAACGGAAGAAGAAAUAAAUCAAGCAAGCACAUAAUUACAUAUAAAAGCAAAUAUAAUCAACCAAUUUUAAUUUGCUAGCCAAGCGAAUUUUUAUUUAUUUAAACUUUAUGAAACCAAUGAACAUAUGCUUAAAUGAUUGUAACUAAAGCGCGAAAGCAAAACUCUAUAUUCGUAACAUCAAAUUGUCUUAAGAAAGAAA
Messenger RNA from Rhagoletis zephyria (snowberry fruit fly), 2090 nucleotides. Its product is annotated as ATP-binding cassette sub-family F member 2. Gene Ontology annotation, molecular function: ATP hydrolysis activity; ATP binding. The record is from RefSeq and is a predicted model, not a curated record. Lineage: Eukaryota; Metazoa; Arthropoda; Insecta; Diptera; Tephritidae.